AUGCCGCCCUUGUACUCCUCGAACCUCCAAGGGCACACACGCGACUCGCUAGAACUCGCGUCGCUCGCAAGUUCCGACCAGCUCGAGACCGCAGAAACCGACUCCCGGCCCAGUAUAUCUUCGUCGCGCAAGCUGUCUCUCGAGCAGGAUGAUCCCCUCGACGCAGAUAACCCGGCCGCCAACGGGCGGCCCAUGGGCCACGGGCGCACAUUUUCCGUGUCCUCGGGCUUCGACUUUACCGCCAACCUCUUUCCGCUGUCUUCGACGACGGGCGCUGGCUACACUCCCAUCGGCGCCCCAGCUGCAACAGCGCAGAACGGCGGUCCAGGUGGAGGCUCCCUCGAGAAGCACAAGACUCUGACGUACCUCAACGGGUUGUCCUUGAUUGUUGGUCUGAUUAUUGGGUCUGGUAUAUUCUCUUCGCCAAGCCAGGUCAAUGCCAACGUCGGCUCACCAGGCGCCGCGCUCAUUGUUUGGGUGAUCGCUGGAAUACUUGCUUGGACUGGCGCGGCCAGUUAUGCAGAGCUGGGAGGCGCCAUACCUCUGAACGGAGGAUCGCAGGUGUAUCUGGCAAAAAUAUUCGGCGAAGUAUGGGGAUUCCUCUUCAUGUGGUCUGCAGUGCUGGUGCUGAAGCCCGGUAGCUCGGCCAUCAUUUCCAUCAUCAUGGGGGAAUACGUUGUCCGGGCUGCUAUUGGCGCAGAAGCAGAGACCAUCAACCCGUGGAUCAACAAGUCAGUGGGCUUGGCUGGGCUGUUCCUAGUGACCUUUUUGAACUGCGUCUCGACGAAGCUUGGAACAAGGGUCAAUGACUUGCUCAUGUUCAUGAAGUUCAUUGCAUUGUUAGGAGUUACGAUCACGGGGAUCGUUGUCGCAGCCACCGGAUACUCCUACAGCGGGAAACCGAACCUGGACUGGAAGAACCAUGAGUGGUUUGAGGGGACCAAGACCGAGACUUCAGCCUGGGCGGUGGCCCUCUACGCUGGUCUCUGGGCUUACGAUGGCUGGGAUAACACAAAUUACGUUGUGGGGGAGUUCCGCAACCCCAGCCGAGACCUGCCACGAGUGAUCCACACGGCUAUGCCACUGGUCAUUCUUUCCUACGUGCUGGCCAAUAUCUCAUACUUCCUGGUGCUGCCGCUUGCGGCCACCAACUCCUCAAACACCAUCGCCGUGCUCUUCGGCGCAAAGGUGUUCGGCCCUAUCGGGUCGCUCUUCCUGGCACUGAUCGUCAGCGCGUCCUGCUUCGGGGCGCUCAACAGCUCGACGUUCACAAGCAGCCGCCUGGUGUACGCGGCCGGGAAAGAGGGCUACAUUCCGGAGCUGUUCGGGCGCAUCGGCGCGGGGUCGAGCGCGCCCGAGAACCAGCACGUGUCGACGGUGCGGACGCGCAACUUCCUGUCGAGCGGGCUGGCGCGGCUGGUGGGCGACGAGGACAAGGGCCUGUUCUUCACGCCCAUCAACGCGCUGGUGCUCAACUGCGCCCUGACGACGGGCUACGUCGUCGUCGGCGAGUUCGACACCCUGCUCACCUUCUACGGCGUCGCCGGCUACUCCUUCUACUUCCUGACCGUCCUGGCCCUCAUCGUCCUGCGCGUCCGCGAGCCCGCCCUCGAGCGCCCCUACCGCACCUGGAUCACCACCCCGAUCAUCUUCUGCUGCGUCAGCCUGUUCCUGCUCAGCCGCGCCGUCUUCGCCGAGCCGCUCCAGACCCUCAUCGUCAUCGCCUUCGUGACCGCCGGCGUGCCUGUCUACCUCCUGCGCGUCAGGAGGAGCAACCCCGCCAAGAGGCCGCGCGAUUAUGACGAGGACGAGUCCGGGCCGUGGUGGAAGUUCUGGAGGCGCUGGCGGAGCUGA
Messenger RNA from Diaporthe amygdali, 1854 nucleotides. Its product is annotated as sc-type amino acid transporter 1. Lineage: Eukaryota; Fungi; Ascomycota; Sordariomycetes; Diaporthales; Diaporthaceae. The transcript has 2 exons. Gene Ontology annotation, biological process: amino acid transmembrane transport. The coding region runs from base 1 to 1854 and encodes 617 amino acids. Gene Ontology annotation, molecular function: L-amino acid transmembrane transporter activity. Gene Ontology annotation, cellular component: membrane. The record is from RefSeq and is a predicted model, not a curated record.